Fonsecaea multimorphosa CBS 102226 is the source of this 1338-nucleotide messenger RNA. RefSeq lists its product as uncharacterized. Gene Ontology annotation, molecular function: transporter activity. The transcript is spliced from 7 exons. Gene Ontology annotation, biological process: transport. Lineage: Eukaryota; Fungi; Ascomycota; Eurotiomycetes; Chaetothyriales; Herpotrichiellaceae. The record is from RefSeq and is a predicted model, not a curated record. The coding region runs from base 1 to 1338 and encodes 445 amino acids.
AUGAGAGUGAGCGAAAAUGCACUUGGUAACGGUUGGACAGUACAUGAGAUCCUUGUUUGGAUUGCUGCGGGGUCGACCAUACUUGCAGUAUUGGUAUCUCUGUCACAGAUUUUUAUGCACGCCGUGCAUUACCUACAGCCCUCGCAGCAGAAACAUGUAACGAGAAUACUCCUCAUGGUCCCAGUUUAUGGUGUCAGCAAUUUGCUUGCGGCUAUUUACUACAAGAAGAGUAUCUACUUCCUCCUCAUUGGGAACGCCUACGCGGCGUUUGGACUGGCGUCCUUCUUCAACUUGGUCAGCUCGUAUAUUGCCCCAGACCUCCACCAACAAAAGGUGUACUUCAGAACAGUGACACCCAAGAAAUGGAAGUGGCCUAUCUCUUGGCUACAGAAGUGUACGGGCGGCGCUGAGAAAGGACUUUUACGCAACCCGCGGAGCGGACUGACCUGGUUCAAUAUCAUCUUCUUCGGCGUUUUUCAAUACUGUUUUGUCCUGAUGACCACGUCGAUCGCUGGAGUUAUUGCUCAAAUAUUCGACCGCUACUGCAGCGAGGCUCCAAUCCAACCUGCCUUUGCUCAUAUAUAUAUUCUCGUCUUCAAUAGCGCCUCCGCUAUCGUUUCAUCCUACUGCCUUGUUCAAUACCAUGACCAGAACGUUAAUGAUGUCAGCGAAUGGAAGUCCAAAUUCCAAUUUUUCUGUAUCAACAUUGUGCUCUAUCUGUCGACUUAUCAGACCUUGCUUCUAUCCAUACUCGUGAGGGUUGGCGCCUUCAAAGCCACGUAUUACUUUCAGACCCCAGAUCUCAACGUCACCCUGCCGGCGACCCUGCUGUGCGCCGAGAUGGCCAUAAUCUCUCUCCUCCAUCUCUGGGCGUACCCGUAUAAGCCCUAUACCAUGAACGAAAGAUGGAGCAGGCUCGAUGGCUCUGAGGCGAGUGCGUCUGGUUCGUACCAAGGCGGGCUUUUGGGCCUCAAAGCCUUCGUCGACGUGCUGAACUGGUGGGAUAUUUUCAAGGCCAUAGGCCGUGCAACCAGGUGGAUGUUUGUUGGUCGCAGGGGUCGACAUGCCGACCCUAGCUAUGCUUUGCGCACGGAUCACACAAUGGGUUCUCAGUUCGGAGCCACUCGUCGCCUCGCAAACUUCGGCUCACCAACAUUUUCGGGGGUCUCAAAGGCUGGCAAUGGCGCCUACUUUGAGGGCCAUGAGCUUCUGGCACAAAACGAUCCAAAUAUGGCUCGGCGGGAGAGCGAUAACGAGUAUCGGUACGGCAGUGACCCCCACGAUAUCGGUCUGGUACCAACAGCCUAUCGAAGCCACUACUCUCGAGACUAUAUAUAG